Salmo salar (Atlantic salmon) is the source of this 1068-nucleotide messenger RNA. NCBI's taxonomy places the organism in Eukaryota, Metazoa, Chordata, Actinopteri, Salmoniformes, Salmonidae. The record is from RefSeq and is a predicted model, not a curated record.
AUGGUAGCCCUUUUCCAGCAACUUUUCACCUGCCUUGAGAAGAGGGACGAAGACCUCAAGCAGGAGUUCCGGGUCCUACGCCAAUCUAUCCUCACAGCUCCUCACCAAGCGGAACUCGUCAGUGAGAGCCCAAGAUUGGGUCUGCCAACACCAGGACGACAAAGGCUUGACGCAGCAGGGACUUCAACUCCACAGCAGGAUCCCCAAGCAGUAAUGAGGCCAGCACCAGGAGACCAGUCCAGCAGUGUUAACGUUCAUCUUCCAGCAUUCUUGAGAAAGGAGCCAAAGAUGCCCUCAUACCAGCAGGCGGAGGACAUUGAAAACUACUUGCUGAGGUUUGAGCGAAUGGCCAAGACGUGGCAGUGGCCGGAGGCAGAGUGGGCCUGCAGGCUUGUCCCAUUGCUCACGGGCAAGGCCUUAGAGGCUUACACAGCAAUGGAUGAGGGGCUGUCCAACGUCUACAAGGGCUUGAAGGAAGCGCUGCUGGUGAAGUUUGACAUCUCCCCGGAGACCUACCGUCAACGCUUUAGAGCUGCAUCGACGCCAUCGGGUGAGUCACCGACAGAGACGUACCACCGCCUCAAGGGUCUCUACCGACGAUGGGUUCGACCAGAGGAGAAGACACAGGACGAGAUCGGUGAGGUCAUCAUCCUCGAGCAACUUCUACUAGUUCUACCACACGACAUUCGAACCUGGGUUCGAGAGCACGAGCCCAAGGACGGGCUUAUGGCGGCUAAGCUUGCGCUGCGGUACCUUAAUGCACGUAAAGGGGGCCCACCACGACCUGCAGCACCCGCUCCAAGGAGUCUCCGAGACACAAGGGACAUCAGAGAUACCCGAGAUGGUGGAGGUAACUCUGGGGGUUAUGUGUCUGGGAGGGAUGUAAGGGAUCAUGCAGUUCGCUCUGAUGGGAGGGGUCUGACCUGUUUUUACUGCCGACAGCAGGGGCACAAGGCUUCAAUGUGUCCGCUACGUAAAUCCAAGCUCUCAGGUUACUGUUAUGUGCCCAGAGAGGGGAUGGUGUUCAGAAUAGACAGACUGGGGAAGGGUCAGUCUUGGUACCUGUAA